This is a messenger RNA of Aspergillus nidulans FGSC A4, 2190 nucleotides long. Its product is annotated as transcription factor domain-containing protein. Lineage: Eukaryota; Fungi; Ascomycota; Eurotiomycetes; Eurotiales; Aspergillaceae. Gene Ontology annotation, biological process: regulation of DNA-templated transcription; DNA-templated transcription. The transcript is spliced from 6 exons. Gene Ontology annotation, cellular component: nucleus. Gene Ontology annotation, molecular function: DNA binding; DNA-binding transcription factor activity, RNA polymerase II-specific; zinc ion binding. The record is from RefSeq and is a predicted model, not a curated record. Bases 1 to 2190 code for a protein of 729 amino acids.
AUGGACUCAGGACGCGCCCAGGUCGACGCGAGUUUGUCGCAGGCCUCGCCAGACGAACAACUCGAUGGCCCAGCUGGGGAUAGCGCGAAGAGAAAGGCGGAACAACCGGCCAACGGUACCCAGACUCGUUCAAAGAGAAAUCGGUAUAUUUCCAUUGCCUGCAACGAGUGCAAGCGCCGGAAAAUCAAAUGCAAUGGCCAGACACCCUGUUACCGUUGCGGCCACCUCAAGCUGGAAUGUCCGGAGUUCCGGUCUAUGAAAGAACAAAUAGCCUCUCUGCAGGAUCAAGUCACUAGCCUUUUCAGCAGCAUCAGUGAACUGCGAGCGCAGAGGUCAACUUUCGAUACUCCAGCCUUCGACAACUUCUCGCGUGACGGCUCGCAGGUUUUUACAUCUAUGCGUCCCCCAACAGGCAAGCCACGCUUCAAACAUGCUCGGUUCCAUGGUCCGACCAGCUCAGCAUUCAACUUUGACGUUGCUCGAUCAAGCCUCCAGCACAUGGGUAUUGCGCCAGUCGAAGAAACCAUGCCUGAUGAUAUAACGACAGGACAUGCCACCCCAGCGGCGUCGCCUCCUCACAUACCAGCUCUGACACAACCGAUGCAUCCGUCGAAAGACCCUAUUUGGGCGAUCAAAAAGGAUGAGGCCUUACGGCUAUGUCGGGUUUAUGAAGAGGAGAUUGGUAUUAUGUAUCCCCUCGUCGACAUCGAUCACGUCGUGCAACAGGUCAACUUGCUUUAUACCUUCAUGGAGGCCGCAAUACGAACGGGACUUAUGCAUCGAGGUCUAGCAGGUACAGAUGGCCUUGAAGAUGAUAGUACGAAUAUAAUCAAACUCAUUUUUGCUACUAUCCUUGUUGUUGAAGGUGGUGGACAAAGCCAGCUUGGCCAGCGCCUAUAUCUGAGUGUGAAGCCGGCUAUUGAGUCCAAGAUCUGGGAUACGCUAGAUGUUAAAACCAUCCAGCUUCUAGGAUUAAUGGCGACAUAUCACUUUCAUACGGAUGAAGAUGCUUUAGCUUAUCGAAUUAUUGGUGUAGCCUCCCGCAUGUGCCUUGAGAUGGGGCUACAUAGACGAGACGCACUGGCCAAAAACUUUCCUGACGAAGCACAGUGGCCUGAUAUUGUCAGGAUAUUCUGGUCGAUUUACUCUUUGGAUAGACGGUGGAGUCUUGGUACGGGACUGCCGUUUUCAAUGCACGAUGAAGACAUUGACCAAAUGGAACCAGAUCCAUCAUUACAGUACCUGCGAUGCAUGAUCACAUACAACCGCAUCAUCUCCAAGGUGUGGUACUCUGGUUUAGGUUCAGACGGAGCCACGGACAUACGUCGAGACGAGAUUGGCUACUUGGACUACCAAGUUCUACAGUGGUAUAAACAAAUACCGGAUUCUCUAAAGUUCUAUCCUGCCGAGUCGCCGAGGCAGGGUGAAGCGGCGAGCAGGGGCUUACGGCGAUUGCGAAUACUUUUAUAUUUGCGCAUGAAUCAGCUGCGAAUUCUUAUUUACCGGCCAGUUCUCCAUUCUGCUGCCAGCAUUGCCGAAGACAAAGGGCACGCUCAAACCGUUGUUGACGUCGCUAAAGAUACCGUUCGUAUCCUCACCCGACUGAACCAGACUUCAGAUAUAUACCGCACACAACAAAUUACUUUCAACUACUUCCUCGUUGCUGCAUUAGCUGUUCUCUUCCUGGCUGUCUGUCACGCGCCCAACGAGUUUAAUCGUCAAGUACGGGACGAAUUUUAUCUAGCUCUAGACCUUGUUAAUGGGUUUAGCACCAAGUCGUAUGUCUCGAAACGCCUGUGGAAGACGAUCAAAGGCCUCAGACAAAUUGGCGAGAGACUGGGCGUUCUCGAACGCCCUUAUGGUCCGGACGCCAAUGACCCACACUCGACAGCAGCUGUCGCAAUGGCCGGUUUGGCUGGCCAUCCAAUGGAAGAUUUGUCUGUGUACGGGGCUUUGAAUGGGGUGGGCGAGUUGGGAAAUAGCCCGUUGAAUGGGCUGCAGAUGAGCCAUGAGCUCACAACAUUGUUUGAAGCUGUCGGCGGCUUUGGCAACUUCAUGGGAACGACGGCAGCCGAUAGUAUUAAUGGCUUUAUUGGCCAUGAGGGUGAGCUACAGAAUACUGGCGAAGGGCUGUCAGGUGUGCUGGGGAAUGAAGGCGAAUUUGCACGAGUGAUACGAGAUCUAUUCUAA